This is a messenger RNA of Cyclopterus lumpus (lumpfish), 3617 nucleotides long. RefSeq names its product catenin (cadherin-associated protein), alpha 1 (gene ctnna1). Gene Ontology annotation, cellular component: catenin complex; actin cytoskeleton; adherens junction. Gene Ontology annotation, biological process: cell-cell adhesion; cell migration. NCBI's taxonomy places the organism in Eukaryota, Metazoa, Chordata, Actinopteri, Perciformes, Cyclopteridae. The transcript is spliced from 18 exons. Bases 222 to 2945 code for a protein of 907 amino acids. Gene Ontology annotation, molecular function: actin filament binding; cadherin binding; beta-catenin binding. The record is from RefSeq and is a predicted model, not a curated record.
AACUGCUGAAGAUCAGUUUAAGCCGCCCAUUGUUGCUUCUUCCCGAAUAUUUCGUUUCUCGAGGAGAAGUAGCUUGUACACGGUUAGGAUCCCAACUCAACGGAGUCAGUGAGGGGAGCAAAAAGGGAGGAAAAGUUUUGAAGCAAGGAACUCCGUGAUUCCCAUUCCUCCAUUUUGAACUUUUAAACUACAGUUUCUGCCUGUGGAUUGUUUUCAACACCAUGACAAACAUCAACACAGCCAACAUCAACUUCAAAUGGGACCCAAAGAGUCUAGAGAUUCGUACUCUGGCAGUGGAGAGGCUGCUGGAGCCUCUGGUCACACAGGUCACCACGUUGGUGAACUCCAGCAACAAAGGCCCAUCUAACAAGAAGAAAGGACGCUCCAAGAAGGCUCAUGUUUUGGCGGCGUCUGUGGAGAAUGCCACCCAGAACUUCCUGGAGAAAGGAGAAAAAAUUGCAAAGGAAAGUCAGUUCCUAAAGGAUGAGCUUACUGCUGCCGUGGAAGACGUCCGCAAGCAAGGUGAGUCAAUGCGGCAGGCUUCUGGAGAGUUUGCAGAAGACCCUUGCUCAUCUGUGAAGAGGGGCAAUAUGGUCCGUGCUGCCAGAGCCCUCCUGUCGGCAGUCACACAUCUGUUGGUGCUGGCAGACAUGUCUGAUGUCUACAAACUUCUGCUGCAGCUUAAACUGGUGGAAGAGAAUCUUGUGAAAGUGCGUAAUGCCGGAACAGAGCAGGACCUUGGGAUCCAAUAUAAGGCCUUAAAACCAGAGGUGGAUAAGCUGAACAUCAUGUCCGCCAAGAGACAGCAGGAGCUAAAAGACAACCACCACAAGGACCAAAUGGCUGCUGCUCGCGGUGUGCUGCAGAGGAACAUCCCCAUGUUGUAUACAGCGUCUCGUGCCUGCCUCCAGCACCCUGACGUGGCAGCCUACAAGGCUAACCGUGACCUGAUCUACAAGCAGCUGCAGCAUGCCGUCUCCGGCAUCUCCAACGCCGCUCAGGCCACGGCCUCUGAGGACUCGGCACUCAAUCAGCCAGCAGGCGGUGGAGAGCUUGCCUACGCCCUCAACAAUUUUGAUAAACAAAUCAUCGUGGACCCCCUGGCGUUUAGCGAGGAGCGCUUUCGUCCCUCCCUGGAGGAGCGCCUUGAGAGCAUUAUCAGUGGUGCUGCCCUCAUGGCCGACUCUUCUUGCACACGUGAUGACCGCAGGGAGCGCAUAGUGGCCGAAUGCAAUUCUGUGCGCCAGGCUCUUCAGGACCUUCUGUCUGAGUACAUGGGCAAUGCUGGAAGGAAGGACAGGAGUGAUGCUCUGAACACUGCCAUCGACAGGAUGACCAAGAAGACCAGAGACCUCCGCAGACAGCUGCGUAAAGCUGUAAUGGACCAUGUCUCUGACUCUUUCUUGGAGACCAAUGUCCCCCUCCUGGUCCUGAUCGAAGCUGCCAAGAAUGGCAACGAGAAGGAAGUCAAGGAAUAUGCACAGGUGUUCCGUGAGCACGCCAACAAGCUGAUCGAGGUGGCCAACCUGGCAUGCUCCAUCUCCAACAAUGAAGAGGGAGUGAAGCUGGUCCGCAUGGCAGCAUCUCAACUGGAAACUCUUUGCCCCCAGGUGAUUAAUGCAGCGUUAGCCCUUGCUGCCAAGCCCAACAGUAAGGUGGCCCAGGACAAUAUGGAUUUGUUCAAGGAGCAGUGGGAGAAGCAGGUCCGUGUCCUCACCGAUGCCGUUGAUGACAUAACAUCCAUUGAUGACUUCCUCUGCGUGUCUGAGAACCACAUCCUGGAGGAUGUGAAUAAGUGUGUCAUCGCUCUGCAGGAGAAAGAUGUUGAUGGUUUGGAUCGCACUGCUGGGGCAAUUCGAGGCCGCGCCGCCAGAGUCGUCCACGUGGUCACUUCUGAAAUGGACAAUUAUGAACCUGGAAUCUACACAGAGAAGGUCUUGGAGGCCACCAAGCUUCUCACCAACACAGUCAUGCCACGGUUCACAGAGCAAGUCGAGUCUGCAGUGGAGGCCUUGAGUGCAAACCCCUCACUUCCUGUGGAUGAGAAUGAGUUCAUCGACGCAUCCCGUCUGGUAUAUGAUGGAAUUCGCGACAUUCGCAAGGCUGUCCUCAUGAUCAGAACUCCAGAGGAGUUGGACGACUCUGACUUUGAGACCGAAGACUUUGAUGUUCGCAGCAGGACCAGCGUGCAGACAGAGGAUGACCAGCUUAUUGCCGGCCAGAGUGCACGGGCUAUCAUGGCCCAGUUGCCCCAGGAGCAGAGGGCGAUUAUUGCCGAACAGGUGGCUAGCUUCCAGGAAGAGAAGAGCAAGCUGGAUGCUGAGGUAUCCAAGUGGGAUGACAGCGGCAAUGACAUCAUUGUGCUGGCUAAGCAGAUGUGCAUGAUCAUGAUGGAGAUGACAGACUUCACCAGGGGUAAAGGGCCUCUGAAGAAUACAUCUGAUGUCAUCAGCGCCGCCAAGAAAAUUGCAGAGGCGGGAUCACGAAUGGACAAGCUGGGCCGCACCAUCGCCGACAAUUGCCCCGACUCCACCUGUAAGCAGGACCUGCUCGCCUACCUGCAGCGCAUCGCCUUGUAUUGCCACCAGCUCAACAUCUGCAGCAAAGUCAAGGCCGAGGUGCAGAACCUGGGAGGAGAGCUUGUUGUCUCUGGGUUGGACAGCGCCAUGUCCCUCAUUCAGGCCGCGAAGAACCUGAUGAACACAGUGGUGUCCACUGUCAAGGCGUCCUACGUUGCAUCCACCAAGUACCAGAAGAACAAAAACAUGGAGGCCCUGAAUAUGCCGGCGAUCUCCUGGAGGAUGAAAGCUCCCGAGAAGAAGCCGUUGGUGAAGAGGGAGAAGCAGGACGACGGCCAAACCAACAAGGUCAAGAGGUCCUCUCAGAAGAAGCACAUCAACCCCGUGCAGGCUUUGAGCGAGUUCAAGGCCAUGGAUAGCAUCUAGAAUACCCCGUUCUUGAUUUACAGAGGACACAACAUAUUGACCAAUGAGUUUAUAUAUAGAUGAAGCUUGUCAUUCUACUAAAAGAAACCGGUUUUAUCGUAUAGUUUCCACCUUUUGCGUAGACGACUUGUCUGUAUGACCUAUUAUAUUCCUACAAUGCCUCGUUUCUAUUCCAUAAAUUCAGAUUUGCUCUACUCUGAAGCAUUAACUGUCUCUUCUCUGGAAAAUGCAGUUAGGGGGAAAUCAACUGGACAAAUGCAGUUUUUAUUAUAUAUUUCCCAUGUUUUUCUUUCAUGUUUAUGGGAGGAAGGGGAGCAGAUUUCAUAGGUAUUAUGAGAACUAAUUCCAAGAGGCUUUUGGUUAUUUUGUAUUCUAACCAGUUUUAUAGUAAUACUGUGGGGUCGCUGGUGUUUUCCACUACAAUGUUUGAUUAUGGCAAAAUACCUUCAAUACUGCGAACUAUGCAAAAUCUGUCUGUCUUCUUUUGACUUGAGCAAUAACUGUAGUUCAUUUGGAUGUGCUGGGCUAACUGGUAAGAUUUUAAUUAUGUUUUGCUUCCUUAAGGAACAAAAGUCAAAAUAUUUCCAUGUGUGCCUGCCUUUUUCUAACUUUGUACUUUUUUGUUAUGCCACUAUAAACCGUUCAAAAAGGUUUUAACUGACCUAAACACUA